Messenger RNA from Neohortaea acidophila, 1113 nucleotides. Its product is annotated as chaperonin 10-like protein. Gene Ontology annotation, molecular function: L-iditol 2-dehydrogenase (NAD+) activity; zinc ion binding. The record is from RefSeq and is a predicted model, not a curated record. Lineage: Eukaryota; Fungi; Ascomycota; Dothideomycetes; Mycosphaerellales; Teratosphaeriaceae. Gene Ontology annotation, biological process: D-sorbitol catabolic process. The transcript has 3 exons. The annotation marks the transcript as partial.
ACCACACAGAUUCAAGCGUCUGUCCUGCACGGCAUCAAAGAUCUGAGAAUAGAGCCCAGAAACUUGCCUGCACCAGGUGCAAACGAACUCCAAAUCCAGAUAGCAUCAACCGGCCUCUGCGGCAGCGACCUCCAUUACUACUCCCACUUCCGCAAUGGCGACAUCCUCGUUCGCGAGCCCCUCUCACUAGGUCAUGAGUCGUCGGGUGUCGUCACCGCCGUGGGCUCUUCCGUCACCGACUUCCAGCCUGGCGACAAGGUAGCACUCGAAGUCGGCAUUCCCUGCGAGCAAUGUGCACGCUGCGCGGAAGGCCGGUACAACAUCUGCAAAGACAUGCGCUUCCGCAGCUCCGGCAAAUCCUUUCCGCACUUCCAGGGCACGUUGCAGGAACGCAUCAACCACCCGGCCAAGUGGUGUGUCCGGUUGCCGGAGCACAUCAGUCUGGACGUCGGCGCGCUGUUGGAGCCCCUGGGCGUAGCGUUGCAUGCUGUGCGGCGAAGUCUGAUGCCCAAGGAUGCGACGGUGUUCGUGUUUGGUGCAGGGGCCGUGGGGUUGUUGUCGGCGGCGGUGGCGAAGCUGAAAGGUGCCGGCAAGGUGGUGAUUGCGGACAUUGACGUUGGACGGUUGGACUUUGCCGUCAAGAACGGUUUCGCGGAUGCUAGCUACACCGUACCGAUGCGUCGAGGGAAGGAUAUUGAUGAGAGUCUCACAAUCGCGAAGGAGACCGCGGCCGAAGUUGGGAAGAUUGAUGAUAUUGGAGAGUUUGAUGUGACUAUCGAAUGCACGGGUGUGCCGGCCUGCGUGCAAGCUGGGAUCUACGCAACGAAAGCAGGUGGCCGUCUCAUGUUGGUAGGAAUGGGCAGCCCCAUUCAGACGCUACCUCUCGGGGCCGCCGCCUUGCGAGAAGUUGACAUUGUCGGGGUGUUCCGCUACGCCAACACGUAUGCCGAGAGCAUCCAGCUUGUCGAACAAUCCAUAAAGAGUGGCCCGGAUCUCACGAAGCUGGUCACACAUCGCUUCAAGGGACUUGAAGAGGCACCAAAUGCUUUCAACAUGGCGGGCAAGACCAAGGAUGAGGAUGGUCGAUUAGUCUUGAAAGUUGUGAUUGAUAGU